CAAAACUUAAUAGAUAAGCUGCCUAGAUUCUCGGGGAGGAAUCCUGAUCCGGUUUUCAACAGCACCGCCCCCUGACAACCUCCAAUUGGGCAAAGAGACCGGCGAGAUAUCUCACGUGGCGAGCUGAUCUAACAUGACGAGCCAAUCCGCGAAGGGAAGCUGGUCAACAGGCAGGAAGUCCCGCCCGUUUUUUGAAAUGGUUCCGCCCAUCUUCCUGUAGACUGAGUAGUCCUCUGCAAAAGUGGCGUGUCUUGGUGGAGAGAACCCAACGGGGAAAACAAUAGAGGAUCCAACUAGGUAUUUUGUGCGUGGUCGGUGCUCCUGGAAGAGCGAUCUUUUGAUGCACUUUAGAAUAAAAUGUUCACUUGCUUUCAAUGGCCCAUAUCACUAUAAACCAAUAUUUGCAGCAGGUUUUGGAAGCCAUUGACAACAGAGAGGGAUCAUUUUGUGCAGAAUUAGUGUCAUUUAAACAUCCUCAUGUUGCCAAUCCAAGACUUCAGCUUUCAUCACCAGAAGAAAAAUGUCAACAAGUUUUGGAGCCACCUUAUGAUGAAAUGUUUGCUGCCCACUUAAGAUGUACAUACGCAGUUUCCAACCAUGACUUUGUAGAAGCUUACAAAUGCCAGACUGUUAUAGUUCAAUCUUUCUUGAGAGCGUUUCAAGCGCACAAAGAAGACAACUGGGCUUUGCCUAUUAUGUAUGCAGUAGCUCUUGAUCUUCGAAUAUUUGCUAAUAACGCUGACCAACAGCUGACAAAGAAAGGCAAAGGCAAAGUUGGUGACAUGUUGGAAAAAGCAGCAGAACUCCUGAUGAGCUGUUUUAGAGUCUGUGCCAGUGACACUCGUGCCAGCAUUGAUGACUCCAAAAAAUGGGGCAUGUUGUUUCUGGUGAAUCAGCUAUUUAAAAUCUAUUUUAAGAUCAACAAGCUUCAUCUGUGCAAACCGCUGAUAAGAGCAAUCGAUAGCUCAAAUCUCAAAGAUGAAUACAGUAUGGCACAGAGGGUAACGUAUAGAUAUUACGUUGGACGGAAGGCCAUGUUUGAUAGCGAUUUUAAGCAAGCUGAAGAAUAUCUCUCUUUUGCCUUUGAGCACUGUCACCGUUCAAGCCAGAAAAAUAAAAGGAUGAUUUUGAUUUAUUUGCUCCCGGUGAAAAUGUUAUUGGGACAAAUGCCAAUGAUCCAGCUUUUAAAGAAAUAUGAUCUCAUGCAGUUUGCAGAAGUAACAAAAGCUGUCAGCGAAGGCAACCUUCUUUUAUUGAACGAUGCUCUGGCAAAACAUGAGACGUUCUUCAUCCGCUGCGGCAUCUUCCUUAUUCUUGAGAAAUUGAAGAUCAUCACCUACAGGAAUCUCUUCAAGAAAGUGUAUCUGUUACUCAAAACUCACCAGCUUUCUCUAGAUGCCUUUCUCGUUGCUCUGAAAUUCAUGCAAGUCAAUGAUGUUGAUAUUGAUGAAGUCCAGUGCAUUCUAGCUAACCUCAUAUACAUGGGGCACAUUAAGGGUUAUAUAUCACACCAGCAUCAGAAGCUUGUCGUCAGCAAGCAGAACCCAUUCCCUCCACUCUCAACUAUCUGUUGAGUCUACUGUGAUCCAGAUGGAGAAGAACUGUUCCUGAUCUUGGUUUGCCUUUGCUUGGAGUAGCUCUUUUUGAUGGUUGGAACUGGCUGGUUGGAACUGGCAUUAGCCUAAAUCGGUCGGAAUGUGCAGUACGAUUCUCAGCACCUCUUUACAGAACAGUGCAUAACUGAAUUUAAAGCAGGGGUGUCCAACUCUGGCGCUACAGAUGUUCAUGGACUACAGUUCCCAUCAGCCCCUGCUGGCAUCGCCAUGUCAGCAGGAGCUGAUAGGAAUUGUAGUCCAUGAACAUCUGAAGCGCCAGAGUUGGACACCACUGAUUUAAAGUGACACCUUCUCUUGAUUCUCUUUUGUUGACUGUCACUGAGAUGCGUUCUUUAGUGUAAUUUACAAUCCUUGUAUAUUUAUACUACUCAGUGGAUCCAAUGGCAACAACUAUAUAAUGGCACAAAAAUGCAUUAUCUUGAGGAACAAAUACUUAAACUUUAUGCACAGGGAAAAAAGUAAUAGUUAAGGCAAUCCACCCAAAAACUUUCUUUUUUCAGUUCAGCUAUUUGAAAAAAAUCCUUAGGUUUUUAGCUUCAUGUUUAAUUUUCUGUAUAGAACCCAAGAACCAGUUUGGGACUUCUGUUCAGCAUCUGUUGAGAUUACCUGUUGCAGGGCUUUGAUUUUACAAAAUACAAGCAGUCUUGGAUUUAAGCAGUAGUUGCCAUUGGGUAGCUGAGCUCCUUAGUCUUCCCAUGAGACACAAACUAAGUUACACAAAUAAACAUUUUUUCCCUUUCCAUUCAUUACUCUUCGGUUCUUCUUUCAGCGACAAUAUUUUUUCAUGCAUUUGAUAGUAUAAGGUUUAGCACCCAGUCUUAUGUGCCUGUGUGGUGCAAUUUCACUGGAAGAGAAGGGCAUUUCUCUUAUAUUUUGUGGAAUUGAGCUUAGCGCUCUGUAAAUAAAGCUCCACUUUAUGUACAAAAGCUAGUGAAGAGUUCUGUUAACCAAGAAUGAAUAUAAAGAACUGAACAUAUUUUAUUUUAUUUGAUGAGUAUAUACAUAUUUUCAACAGCAAUCUGUAUAAAUACUGAACCUUGCCGAUGUAUGUAUUUCUUUGUUGCUGUAUUUGAUUACUCCAUUAUCUGUUUGAACCACAUCAUGUAUCUUGAAAUCUUGGUGAAUACAAACAGAUUCCACUUA
Messenger RNA from Sphaerodactylus townsendi, 2759 nucleotides. It is a transcript of the gene PCID2, whose product is annotated as PCI domain containing 2. The transcript is spliced from 15 exons. Gene Ontology annotation, biological process: poly(A)+ mRNA export from nucleus; post-transcriptional tethering of RNA polymerase II gene DNA at nuclear periphery; transcription elongation by RNA polymerase II. Gene Ontology annotation, cellular component: transcription export complex 2. Lineage: Eukaryota; Metazoa; Chordata; Lepidosauria; Squamata; Sphaerodactylidae. Gene Ontology annotation, molecular function: double-stranded DNA binding; RNA binding. The coding region runs from base 375 to 1574 and encodes 399 amino acids. The record is from RefSeq and is a predicted model, not a curated record.